UCGCUUUCGCCUCCGUGCCGUACCCCUCCCCCCCCUCACGGCGCUGCAGUUACAGCCGAACAAAGUCGACGGCGUCGCCGCUUCUGCUGUCGCCGAGCGGCUGAUUGACGUGUGGAGAUAACUUACCGGUCACCCUCGACGGGCCUUAGCCCGGUCGAGUACCUGAACACAGUGCUGGUACAGCUUAGAAGAAACAUUUUCUUUGGAGAAAAUUCAUCAAGGAUCUGAAGCAAAAUGCGGCCAAUGCGCAUUUUUGUAAAUGAUGACCGCCAUGUCAUGGCAAAGCAUUCUGCAGUUUAUCCAACUCAAGAAGAACUGACAGCAGUUCAAAACAUGGUCUCUCACACUGAACGUGCUCUCAAAGCUGUUUCUGACUGGAUUAAUGAGCAGGAGAAAGGUAAUAAUGAGCAGCCAGAACCUGACACCAUGGAGACUGUAGCUGAAGAAGAGAACAAAGAAGGAAGUGAGCAGAAGACUACAGAGCACUUGACUAGGACGCUUCGUGGAGUGAUGCGCGUUGGUCUUGUAGCAAAAGGCCUCCUGCUGAAGGGAGACUUGGAUCUGGAACUGGUUCUGUUAUGUAAAGAGAAACCUACGAUUGGUCUUUUGGAAAAAGUAGCCGAUAAUCUCAGCACACAGCUUGCUGCUAUUACUGAAGACAAAUAUGAAAUUAUUCAAUCUGUCAGUGAUGCUGCAAUUACAAUUAAGAAUACAAAAGAGCCACCACUGACACUUACUAUUCACUUGACAUCCCCUGUUGUCAGAGAAGAAAUGGAAAAAAUGUUAGCUGGAGAAACGCUAUCAGUCAACGACUCCCCGGACGUUCUGGACAGGCAGAAAUGCCUUGCUGCCUUGGCGUCACUCCGACACGCCAAGUGGUUUCAGGCCAGAGCAAAUGGCUUGAAAUCGUGUGUCAUAGUCAUCCGAGUGCUGAGGGAUCUCUGUACCCGUGUUCCUACCUGGGCUCCGCUUAGAGGAUGGCCUCUAGAGUUGCUUUGUGAGAAAUCAAUUGGAACAGCCAAUCGGCCCAUGGGAGCUGGUGAGGCACUGAGAAGAGUUCUUGAAUGCCUCGCAUCCGGAAUAGUUAUGCCAGAUGGUUCUGGUAUUUAUGAUCCUUGUGAAAAAGAAGCCACUGAUGCUAUUGGGCAUCUAGACAGACAACAAAGGGAAGAUAUCACACAGAGUGCUCAGCAUGCUCUGAGGCUUGCUGCUUUUGGCCAGCUUCACAAAGUCUUGGGGAUGGACCCUUUGCCAUCAAAGAUGCCCAAGAAACCCAAAAAUGAAAACCCAGUUGACUACACUGUCCAGAUCCCCCCUAGCACAACAUACGCCAUUGCUCCUUUGAAACGUCCUAUGGAAGAAGAUGGAGAGGAGAAAUCUCCAAGCAAAAAGAAAAAGAAGAUUCAGAAAAAAGGUAUUGAGUUGGCAAGAGAGGAAAAGUCAGAUCCUCCACAAGCCAUGAAUGCUCUCAUGAAGCUGAAUCAGCUAAAACCUGGACUUCAGUAUAAACUAGUAUCUCAGACAGGUCCAGUUCAUGCUCCUAUAUUUACUAUGUCUGUGGAAGUUGAUGGCAUUACUUACGAAGCUUCAGGACCUUCCAAAAAAACAGCCAAGUUGCAUGUUGCAGUCAAGGUUCUGCAAGACAUGGGACUUCCUACAGGUGUGGAAGGCAAAGAGAGAGGCGAUGAAUCGGCAGAAGAAACUGAUCAGAAACCAGUUGCAGUUGCUGCUCCUCCUGUAGUGGAAAUUAUUUGUACUCCUAACGCUGCUUCUCCUUCAGAGCAGACAGAGAAUGUGAAACAGCAGGGACCAAUACUGACCAAGCAUGGGAAAAAUCCAGUUAUGGAACUCAAUGAGAAACGGCGUGGCUUAAAAUAUGAGCUGAUUUCAGAAACUGGUGGCAGUCAUGACAAACGGUUUGUGAUGGAGGUGGAGGUUGAUGGCCAGAAGUUCCAAGGAGCCGGUUCAAAUAAAAAGGUGGCAAAAGCUUAUGCUGCACUGGCUGCGUUAGAAAAGCUUUUCCCAGAUGCCCCCCUUCCAAUGGAGCAGAAGAAGAAAAGGGCCCCUAUGCCAGCACGGGGGGGACCCAAAUUUCCUGUAAAGCAGCAUAAUCCAGGCUAUGGCAUGGCAGGACCUAUGCAUGCUGAAGUACCUCCUCCUCCAAACAUGCGGGGUCGGGGCAGAGGAGGAAAUAUCCGGGGCCGGGGCCGGGGCAGAGGAGGAUUUGGUGGUGCCAAUCAUGGAGGUUAUAUAAAUGCUGGGGCCGGAUAUGGAAGUUAUGGCUACGGUGGGAACUCUGCAACAGCAGGCUAUAGUGACUUUUUCACAGACUGCUACGGCUAUCAUGAUUUUGGGUCUUCCUAGAUCAUCUAAAAGUAUUGCACAUAAAACAACUUUUUACUCCAAUUUUCUCAAACUCCAAAACCAAUGUGUCCGUGCUGUGUCCCUGUGCUUCACUGGUUUCUCAACAGUGGCUUUUCACCGCAGCUUUCCGAAACUUAGCCUACAAACAGUGGCAGUUUUAAUUGUGACUUGCCUUUGAUCAUAUCGAUGUCCACGAUUGGGGAGCAAAGGUUCAAGGAAUGCCUGUGCAUUGUGCACAAUAAGAGCCAACUCUUCUGCUUACAAGCAAAAGGCCUUUGUUUUGCUUUUUAUGGAAAGCAUUUUAUUUUAACAGAACUUGCAAAAAUAUGUUACCUUUUUGUCUUAAAUUUUCAGGAGAUUUUGUACAGAUUUUAGUCCCCAAAAGUGGGUAAAUGCUUGUAAUGAGGCAAAAUUCCUUUUAAUAAUUCUUAAACUACAACAGCCUGAAUUUUGAGCAUGCAUAUUCUUGACUUACAUGUGCUGAUUUUAAUCUCUGCGUCCAUGGAUUUCUUGCAUUAAUGAAAGUCUGAGACUUGUUGGGUUGUAUUAUCUUUAACAUGUCAGUGGCUUGGUUAACUGCAGUGGUUUUUUUGCAGUUCUUAUAGGAUGUGGCUCUUUUUUCUUGUUCUCCGGUACAUGUCCCUAGAAGAUAAAUGUAGUAUUAUCAUAAGACAUGAAGACUACUGAACAUUGAAAGGCACAGGGAAUAAAGUAGCUAUUAACGUUUUUAAUAAAUGGAUUGUUUAGUUCUCUUUGCUUUAGUAGUCAUAUUAAAUGUGCUCAGUUUGAUUGUUGUCAUUGUUUAACAAUGUUAAACGUACUAAAUUAAUAAUUAAAUAAGUGGAAGUACAGUGGAGAUAUGAAUUUGAAAAAAGGCUCUAAACAUAAAAAUGACAUUUGGUAUCAAUUUAAAAGCAAAACUAAGUUAAAAAAAAUCAUACUUAAAUGCUGUUAUUCUAGAAGAAGCAGUUGUUCUUAAUGUGUGUUAGGAAUAAUUUGGAUUAAGAAGUAAAAUUACUCCAAGUAACCAGGUUUAUGUUUCUUUGUACAUGACCUCUUGCUGAACCACAACUGUGAGUUCACUUACAACUUUUCCCACUUUUUAAGCAUGUAGCUUUAUGUUUUUAUAAAGAAUAGUAAUUGGUAACUUGUAUGCUAAUUAUGGGUCAGAACUGAGGUCGUGUUUUAUGUUCCUUGAACAAAAAAAAAUCUGUUUAUACAUGACUUGUGACAUAAACUUCAAAUUGAAUUCUAAGUAGAGAGCCAAAUCCUUUAAAAUGAAUAGCACUAUGCAUUAAAUGAAAUUUUCCCCAUGAACAAAAUGA
Thamnophis sirtalis is the source of this 3689-nucleotide messenger RNA. RefSeq names its product interleukin enhancer binding factor 3 (gene ILF3). The record is from RefSeq and is a predicted model, not a curated record. Gene Ontology annotation, cellular component: precatalytic spliceosome. NCBI's taxonomy places the organism in Eukaryota, Metazoa, Chordata, Lepidosauria, Squamata, Natricidae. Gene Ontology annotation, molecular function: double-stranded RNA binding; single-stranded RNA binding.